CUUUCACAUGAAACAGUGUUGCGCGUUACUCUAACUGGUUGUGUUGUGUUGUGUGUGUUUUAAGAUACCAGCUGUAAAUAUGAUCUUCUCCGUCCAGAAGAUGCUCUUUUCGUGUGUUGUCUGUGGGAUGGUGCUGUUGACGGCCGCUCAAAAUGAAUAUCUGCCACCCAGCAAGGGUUAUCUGUAUCCGACGCCGAGCAAACCGUUCACACCUGUCAAGCCAACACCUCCACCAAUCAGAACGACCACACCCAGAAAUGGCUAUUUGCCCCCAGUGACACAACCUUCACCAACACCCCCUCGCCCUACUCAUGAGCCUCAUCAUCCACACCAUGAAGAUCACCAUGACCACCAUGACCAUCAUGAUCAUCAUGAUCACCAUCACCAUGAACCUGGUAUGCCCUUCGACUUCGCCUACGCUGUCAAUGAAGACGGUAAUGAUUACAGCCACAACGCCAAAUCAGACGGUGACGUCACUCGCGGGGAAUACAGGAUCGCGUUGCCCGACGGACGCACUCAGAUCGUGAGAUAUACAGCCGAUUGGAAAAACGGAUUUAAUGCCGAGGUUUCCUAUGAAGGAGAAGCGCGGUAUCCCGAUCAACCCAACGGUUUUCCCGCAGGACCCUCCAAAACAUACGUCCCACCAAACCAAGGCUAUCAUUACUAAAAAAUAAAACCACAACCUUCUAGAUUCUAGAACAAUUAUGAGAGCGCAAAAACUACGCCAUCUAGUUGUUAAAAUCCAUACUAAAAUAUAAAUGUUUACGGCUAUGGCUAUUUAACGAGUGCUAAAAUCUGAAGUAUUGCAAAUAAGUUACCUAAACGAGUUACCAUUAUAAUAAGGGAUUAAAAUUAUAUCAAUUGACUUUAUGGCCACAAAAAUUUAUUGCAAUAUAAAUAGUAUGUAAUAUUAAAGUAACUUAUAAGUAAUUGUAAAAUACUCAUAUCCACUGCCUAAGGAAUAUUUAUUGUGUAGCAAUAUUGACUUACCUAUUGUUAGAAUUAAUGACAGAUAUUUAAUGAACAUGGAACAAAAUUACUUUUUGUAUUGACAUUUUAUAAAUAAAUAUUAUGAAAAUUAAAAUCAUUUUAUUUUAAUCAUUUUAUUAUGGUAUGUAGAUGAUGUCAUAUCUAUGAGUGCACCGACUUAAUAUGCCUGGUAAGUUCUUUUGGUAAACUAAACCUCUUAUCACAGAGUAAGCAGACUUCAUUCUUUUCUCUAUGAGUUCUUUUAAUGUGAUCUGAUCUACGUCCAGAUGUUAUAAACCUUUUACUGCAUAUGUUACACUCAUAUGGCCUUACAUUGUUGUGCAAUCUCAAAUGUUCCAACAAGU
Messenger RNA from Danaus plexippus (monarch butterfly), 1334 nucleotides. RefSeq names its product endocuticle structural glycoprotein SgAbd-1-like (gene Cpr50Cb). The coding region runs from base 80 to 667 and encodes 195 amino acids. Lineage: Eukaryota; Metazoa; Arthropoda; Insecta; Lepidoptera; Nymphalidae. The transcript is spliced from 6 exons. The record is from RefSeq and is a predicted model, not a curated record. Gene Ontology annotation, cellular component: extracellular matrix.